GUUGCCGUCCCCGUGCGUUCUUUUUCGCUCGGCGUGAGGGCGAGCGGUGCGAAUUUGGGCCGCGGCGCAUGCGCAGAGAGCGCGUACGGCGGCCGAGUGGGGCCGUCCCGCCCUCGCCUUUUGUCCGGCGGGGGCGGCCGGCGGGAGCCCAGCAGCACACGGAGGUGGAUCCAGCCCGUCCCGGCACCAUGGGCUCCAAGCAGAUCGCCCAGGAGACGUUUGAUGAUGCGGUGCAGGAGAACAUCACCGAGUUCGAGAUGGAGCCCGAGGAGGCUGUGAGAGAAGCCGUGCUGCAGUUCGAGUCCCAAGGUGUGGACCUGAGCAAUAUUGUGAAAGCUGUGAGACCUCCUGCCUCUGAGAACGGGCAGAGGCAAAAGCACCAAAUCCUGCUGACCCUGGAGAGCCUGAGCAGAGCCGUGGCAGAGCAGGACGUGGCCCAGCUGCCCCAGGAGCUGUCGGCCUUCGCGGUGCAGUGCAAGGAGCAGCUCGCCUUCCGCUACCUGGCCGGCCGCAACGGCGCCUACCCCGCCGUGCUCUCUGCCUGCCAGCUGGCUGCAGGGGACAGGGAUCUGCUGCUGCAGGCCUUCUGCACGCUGGCUGCCCUGCUGGAUGGCCAGCCAGACCUGCUGGACGCCGCGGGGCAGGAGCUGCUGCUGCGGAGCCUGCGGGAGCGGCGCGAGGACGCCGAGGUGACGCUGGCCGGGAUCCGCUGCGUGCGCCACGCCUGCCUCAAGCACGAGCACAACAGGCAGGCCUUUGUCAAGGGGGGCGUCCUCCCCGUGCUCACCGGGGCCAUCACCCAGCACGGCAGCAGUGCUGAGCUGGUCAGGACGGCAGCCUCGGCCCUCAGGGUCAUGACGUUCGACGAUGACAUCCGUGUGCCCUUCGGUCACGCCCACGACCACGCCAAGAUGAUCGUGCUGGAGAACGAUGGGCUGAGAGUCCUCAUUGAGGCUGCAAAAGCCUUCAGGGAUAACUCCGGGGUUCUCAGCGAGCUCUGUGCCACCCUCUCCCGCCUCUCGGUCAGGAACGAGUUCUGCCAGGAAAUCGUGGACCUGGGGGGCUUAAAUUUCAUGGUGACGCUGCUGGCUGACUGCAUGGAGCACCCUGACGUGGUGAAGCAGGUGCUCAGCGCCAUCCGCGCCGUGGCCGGCAACGACGACGUCAAAGACGCCAUCGUGGACGCCGGGGCCACCGAGCUCAUCGUGCUGGCCAUCAGCCACCACCUGGGCAACCCUCAGAUCUGUGAGCAGGGCUGUGCAGCCCUGUGCAUGCUGGCCCUGCGCAAGCCCGAGAACUGCAGCGUCAUCAUGGAGGGCGGCGGGGCCCUGGCAGCCGUGCAGGCCAUGAAGGCUCACCCACGAGAGGUGGCUGUGCAGAAGCAGGCGUGCAUGCUGAUCCGGAACCUGGUGGCGCGCAGCCGGGAGCUCUGCGGGCCCAUCCUGGCCCUGGGGGCCGAGGUGCUGAUCGCCGAGGCACGCGCCGCCCACCGCGACUGCGACGACGUGGCCAGGGCUGCCCUCAGGGACCUGGGCUGCAAGGUGGAGCUGCGGGAGCUCUGGACGGGCCAGAAGGGGAGCCUGGCUCAGUGAAGCCUCCUGUGGGCGAGCAGGGAAGAUCCAAAGCGUCCGAGCCCCCGGAGCCCGGCGGGAGGCGGCGUUGGAUGGUCCCGGCCGGAGCGCCCGGAGCAAAGCCGGGCUCGGGAGGCUGCAGGGAACUUUGAUCUGGGGAGCUGCAGCUGAAACGGCUUUCUGCAUUCACAGCCUGCCAACCAGCUCUGUGUAGUGAUCAUUGCCUGGAUCAUCUCACGGCUGAGGAUGAUCUGCUCCCCCCUGGUGUGCGGGACGGGGCUGUUCUCGCUGCUCUGGUGCGUGGGGACAGCAGGGCUGGCUCUGGCCUGCCCGGUUUGGCUGCUGGUUCCCAGCUGUGCCCCUGCUCAGGGGCUGCCUGAGGAGGAAUCCCAGCGUUUGUGGAUGUGCUCUCUCUGUCCCGUUGCCCUGUUCUUUUAUUGCUGACCCCACUCUCGUGUCGCUGCUUUGUUUGGGAUUUUUCUGCCAGCCUAAUGUUUUAAACAAAAACAAAAAAACCCACAAAAAAUACAAAAAAAAAAGAAAGAAAAAAAAAAGGCCAAGUAAGGAUUUGGGAUAAUAUCCAAAGGAACUGUUGGCAUCCAGGAGGAAAGUUCACGUUCUCCCUCAGUGAGAGGAGCAGGGCAGGGACUGGCAGUGGGGGUGGGAAUUCCAAAGUGCCACUGGGAAUCCCGAGCUUUGUCACCUCCUAGCUCUGCCCUGCAUCCAGGAACGCUUGGGCCAAGAACCUCACGGACUGAGGCCGAGCUGUGGAUUUGUGGGCCAGGCAGGCUCUGAAGGCUGAGUUAAGGCUUUUGUGCCAGCCCCGCUCUGGGGCCGAGCCCUCCUGCGCCGCUGCCAGUUUUGUGCGUGGAUGUUUUUAAUGUGAUACCCUCUGUACAAAUGGUGACCUUAUAAAACACACAAACCUUC
This is a messenger RNA of Haemorhous mexicanus (house finch), 2501 nucleotides long. It is a transcript of the gene ARMC6, whose product is annotated as armadillo repeat containing 6. Gene Ontology annotation, biological process: hematopoietic progenitor cell differentiation. The transcript is spliced from 8 exons. Gene Ontology annotation, molecular function: protein binding. Lineage: Eukaryota; Metazoa; Chordata; Aves; Passeriformes; Fringillidae. The record is from RefSeq and is a predicted model, not a curated record. The coding region runs from base 69 to 1592 and encodes 507 amino acids.